AGGAGGGUCCAUGUGCACAGAAUGACGUCGCGCUGACUUCAAGUCCUACCGACUCCUUCGUUUGUUUUUAAUACUCUUUUUAUCCGGGGCCCUGAAUCGGUAAUCUGCAAAAUUGCGGCCAUAAUGUGAGAUGAUCUGCGGUUGUCGUCCGACCCGUCGCUGUGGUUCGUCCUGUCAGGAGCGGCGGCUCGCUGAGGAGGAUUAAUACGCAGUUCUGCACUGUGUCUAGCUGUCAAACUGAAAACUAUGUAUUGGGAAGAGUAGACGGAACACAUUUGUUGAUAUUUAUUGACUUUGCUUUGCGUGUCUUUUUUUGCCCUCUGGAUUAUUUCGCUGCCCAGCAACACGGCCACCUGACAACUCUGAAUGUCGUAAUUAAGGUGAAUCAAUGAGCCAGCAAUGGAGACUAAAAGAUACCAAAGUUUCUUUGAUGGAAGCAACACAGAGAACAAAUGGUCGCAGGUCCCUGGCAGCAUGGAGCACUGCUGCAGCACAGAGGAUUCAGGUCUGACCAGCAGCGAUAUCCUGAUGGACAUAGUUAAUGUGAGCUGCCCUGCUGGAAGCCCGGCCACCGACUGCAAAGACAACAACACAAAGAAGCAGGAGCAGCCAAUGCUCCGGCUCAGCCAGAACCAGCCAUUUGUUCUCCCACACUUCAACAACUCCCUCCAUGGUCAUAAGCAGGAAAUGGACUCCAAGGAGCUUUCCAAGACUGUGGCUGAGUCAAUGGGCCUGUAUAUGAAUGCUGCCAGGGAGGCGGACUUUGCCUUUAGCCAGCACGGGGGCAGCACCAGCCCUGGGAAGAUGUAUCCAGCAUGUGGACGGCCUCUAGAUGAGGCCCAAUGUGGUUCCACAAAGAGCCCCAAGUUAAAGCCAUUUGGUUUCCCGCAGCCAAGCACCACGCCCAGAGACUGCCCCACUGGGACCUCUUCAAUGCUGGCCUCAUCUCUGUCCUGCAGCCCCCAGACCUCCAGCUCUAUCUCCAGCCCUGGUAACAAUAUGGUGUCGUCAACCACCAGCCCUCCUUCGUGCUUUGGACCAGUGUGCUCAUCCGUCAAUAGUCCUGUCAGCCAGACGUCUUGUGCUGCAACUCUGGCCAACAUCAAGCGCAGGAAUUCAGCCACAUGUAGCCCUGUAGAGUCCAGCACAGUGGGCUCGCCACCUCUUACCAGCCCACUUAACGUCAUGAGGUCGCCCAUGUCCAGUCCUCAGAGCAUGAGCAGUGUUCGAUCACCUCCGUCCUGCAGCACCACCUGCAACAUCAGGUCAUCCGUCUCGAGUCCAACAGGUGGUGGCUGCACCAGUACUGCAAACAAUUGCAAUCCAGUGAGGCCGUCCAUUGCCAGUCCGGCUACAGGGGGCACAAUGGCGGUCAGCAGCCCACAGAACCCCUGUGCUGCGGGGUUUCCUGUGUCCAGUCCUGCUGGCGGGCUUGGUUUGGUGCAGAAUGACAUCAACAGUCCUGAAGCAACAGGUCUGACCAGGGAAACAGACUUCAAGCACUUUGAAUUCCCUAAAGUAGAGAUGGUAGACGGGGAGGUGUUCAACGUGGGCUUAGACCAGAUGGGCAUGGUUAAGUACAUUAAGAAUGAGCCGGGAACUGACUACAGGAGCAUGUGUUUGGGCAGCUCCAAAUGUAAUGCGAGUAGCACACCUUUUAUCACACAGAUUAAGAGUGAACCCAAUACCAACGAAGGUGGUUGUAUGAAUCAACAACCAUAUGGCGAACCGUCACCAUCUCUUGGUCUCUUUCCUGCAUCCGAGACCACCUACUUGUCCCUGAGGAAUAACAUUGAUGAGUACAGUCUUUCUGGUAUCUUAGGCCCCCCUGUCUCCUCCAUGAAUGGGACCUAUGAGCCAGAAGUGUUCUCUAACAGUGUCCUGUCCAAAGGGGUUAAGCAGGAGUCCACUGAUGGCAGCUAUUACCAAGAGAACAACAGCAUGCCCACAUCGGCCAUUGUUGGAGUUAAUUCCGGCGGACAUUCAUUCCAUUACCAGAUUGGAGCUCAAGGAACAAUGGCUUUCACACGGCAUGAUGUGAGGGACCAGUCCAACGCUUUGUUGAAUCUUAUUUCGCCCGUAACGGCAUUGAUGGAGUCGUGGAAAACUCGGCCGGGCAUGUCACAGGGGUCACUGUCAGGCAGAGGUGAAGGAUACCCGGGUCAGAACUGCAUCACAGACGGCAUGUCAAGCUCGCCACUGAGACAACCAUCCUCAACGGCAAAAGUGUGUCUUGUCUGUGGAGACGAGGCGUCAGGGUGCCAUUAUGGUGUGGUGACGUGUGGAAGCUGCAAAGUCUUCUUCAAGAGGGCCGUGGAAGGUCAGCACAACUACCUGUGUGCUGGAAACGACUGUAUCAUCGACAAGAUCCGCAGGAAAAACUGCCCGGCGUGCCGCGUACGGAAGUGUCUCCAGGCUGGCAUGAACCUCGGAGCACGAAAGUCAAAGAAGUUAGGAAAGCUAAAGGGAGUCAGCGAGGACCUGCCGGGCUCUAAGGACGGCCAACCUGCCACAGGUGGCGUUGGAGGUGGUUACCUGUCCUCAGAGAAGGUGAACGCCAGCGCUGCCAAUGCCCUGGUGCCCCACGGGCCUGGGGUGGUCACACCUUUUCUGCCGCCCUCCAUCUGCAGCGUGUUGGAGCUGAUUGAGCCCGAAGAGGUGUACUCAGGCUAUGACAAACAGCCUGACACCACCGACCACCUGCUGUCCAGCCUCAACCGCCUGGCCGGAAAGCAGAUGGUACGCAUGGUGAAGUGGGCCAAAGUACUUCCAGGUUUCCGGGGCCUGCCCAUUGAGGACCAAAUCACCCUGAUUCAGUACUCAUGGAUGUGUCUGUCCUCUUUCUGCCUCAGCUGGCGCUCUAAACACACCAAUGGACAGAUGCUCUACUUCGCCCCUGACCUCAUCUUUAACGAGGAGCGCAUGCAGCAGUCAGCUAUGUAUGACCUGUGUCUGGGCAUGAGGCAGGUGAGCCAGGAGUUUGUCCGGCUGCAGCUAACCUACGAUGAGUUCCUCUCCAUGAAGGUCCUUCUGCUACUCAGCACAGUUCCCAAAGAGGGUCUAAAGAACCAGGCGGCGUUCGAGGAGAUGAGGGUUAAUUACAUCAAGGAGCUCCGGCGUUCAGUGGGAAAAGCAACCAACAACUCUGGCCAGACCUGGCAGCGCUUCUUCCAGCUCACCAAGCUACUGGACGCCAUGCAUGAUCUGGUGGGGAACCUGUUGGACUUCUGUUUCUACACCUUUCGUGAGUCCCAGUCUCUGAAAGUGGAGUUCCCUGAAAUGUUGGUGGAGAUCAUCAGUGACCAGAUACCAAAGGUGGAGUCAGGCCUCACUCACACAAUCUACUUCCACAAGAAGUGACUCACAAAACACUUUGGACAGAAACGGCAUUGAGAACUGGAAGAGAAGAGAAAGGUUUACCAGUCUAGAGGUGAAAACUUGCAAGGAAGGCCUGACCAGUUGGCCUGCACCCUGUCGCCUAGUAUGCCAGCGUCCUCGUGGGAAAGUUAAGCUGCGUGGUGACAGAAGUAAAAAGGGCAGAUUGAUGGGACCCUGCAGUCACCAGAAGCGGGUCAGAGCUGUGAAUAGUUCGUCGGGAGAGCACAACACGGCCGAGGAAGGACUCAUGACACAUGUGACAAAGCCCCCCGAAGUAACCCCCUGUGACCCGCCCCCAAAGACGAUAACAGUAUUUUCUAUGGAGAUAAAGCCAUACAUUUGUUAGAAUGCGCUAGAUACAUUCACCACACACACAUACACAUCACACACACAAAGAGGGAAAUUGACACACAUGCUGUCCACAUGCCUUCACACAAAUGCACAGAUGCACUCCACAUGCACUAAAAUCAGAUUCCCUUCUAAUCUAGAGAGAAAAAGUCUUUGCAAAUAUUAACUGUGGCUUAAGCAGUUUUUAAAAGUAAUAGCACUAUGAAAAAAUAACAAUAUGCCAGUACUUAGAAUUUGCUUUGCAGUGUAGCAACAUACUGCAAGACUACAGGGCAAAGAAGAUGAAGAGGCGGCACAGAAAUACUAGACUGUAAGGCGAAAGGUCUAUUUGAAUAUAUUUAAAGGGCUAUACAAGCGUCAUCAUAAGCUGAGUAAAUGCAUUAAAGCUAACAAGUCCGAGUUUGAAUUUCAAUCAGUGUCAUAACAGCCAUCAUUAACAUUAACAUGCUGAGUUUUUUUAAUUCAAAUGUGUAGUAAACAAUCAAACUAAUAUGCAAAAGUCCAAAGCGAAACAUAAAAAUGUCUCUCUUGUGUAGAGAAAGCUUGCACGUGAAGCUCCCAUGUCAUAAAGUCACUAUUUUAGGCAUUGUGGUGUAGAAUUAAGACAACAUUGAUGAGUUACCUUUUUGCAAAAACGGCCAGGAGUGCUGCAGGAUUGGAAAACAUCAUGCUUUUACGGAAACAAUUUCAGUGGAGUCCGCUGGUAAUGGAUUUGACUGAGGUGCAUCCAUAGUAAUUGUGUUUUGUGUUAUCUCCAGAGCAGCUGUCCAAAUGUCUGUUUUUACUCACAAUGAAGCGAAACCAGCCCUUUGUGAACCAACACUUAUCUACUCUUCCCAGAAAUAAUAAAAAAGCAUUUUAUAAAAGUGUGUUGCAAAGGUUUAGUUUUUGACAAGCCAGUCAUUUUACAUUAAGGUGCUUCAUUUCUACAAAAAACGUGCAAAACAUAACAUGUACAGUAACUCGUAGACCGUCCUUACAGUACGUUGUGUAUACGGACGCACAGUUUAAACACACAUACUCUGUAAAAUUGAUAUAAUCCCAAAUGGAGCAUUACUCUGCAGUGCUUACAGCAAACGGCUAAUGUAUCAAAACCAGGCAAAUGUGUACAGGUAUUAACAACUUCUUAAACACAUUUUCUUCAGCUGUUGUACAGACGAUGUUUUGAGGUACAUGUUGACGAAUGCUUGAUGAAGAUGAACUGUUGCUACAUUCACCUUUCCUAAUUUCUCUGGGCUGUACUCUACUUUUUUGAAAGUAAGGCAGGCCCAGUCAUCUGGACCAUUACGUUAUCUCACACCCCACUGGUUUCUGGGUGGUUGUGGAACACUACUAUGAUGCUACUGAAAAGAUAGAGCCGCUGGGGAAGAAAAACAGUGGAGGCGUGUGAUUAUUAUUAUUUUUUUGUGCCCUGUGAGUGUGUAUUUACAUGUGUGAAUGGAGCAUAAGUUUGUGUGUGUGUAUGUGUGUGUGUGUGUGUGUGUGUGUGUGUGUGUGUGUAUGUGUGUGCGUGUGUGCGUGUGUGUGUUUUUAUUUUCCUGGCGAGCAUGUGCAUUGUUGAUCUGCUCUUUCAGCGUGGGUAUUAUGCAUUUAUGUUAUAGGAUUAGCCGUAUCCUAUUUCCACAUUUAGAUUUGCACAGAGGAGAUACAAUGUGAAAUGAAGCAUUAGUGCAGCUAGCGGGGAAUUGUCUGUUUUGAUAAGCAACUGUGAUGAUGCAGGGAAAAAGACUUUCUGCAUGGUCACCCAGCCUAAAGUUAGACAACAUGACAUCACUGGCAUGGCGGGGUUCUGGUGUGCUGUAUUUGUGGCUACAGCGAGUCAUAAGGAUGGUGCUGUGCUUCAUAAUGAGGUCUCUUCUGUGGUGUUUAUAGUGUAGUGAUAGGUGUACAAAUAGACAAGUGGUAUAUUCACGACCGUCUUAAGGGACUGUAUGAAAAUUAUCCAGGAGGUUUAGAAGUGGUGAAUGUGUAUUUUUAAUUCUUGCACAUGGGAGGGGUGUCUAUUUUUGUUGGGGGAGCAAGGAAGAAUUUUUAACCUCUUUUCUUCCCAAAAUAUUUGUUUUUUAUUCAUUUGAGGGUAAAAAUAACCCUCACAAAAGAUGGUGUCUGGGUCUAAUUGUUAAUUACAUUAUUUCCUGGACCUUACAAAUCAAUUUAAAAACAUUAAAUUUUGAGUACACGACAGAUGUAAAUUCCAGUUUUAUAUUUUUGACAUGAAUCUAAUAUUUCCAGAUUUCAUGAGUGAUGUACUCUCAAAUAUGAAUUCCUGCCAAUUUUCAUACAGCCCCUUACAAACAAGGCCUCAUUUUACGAUCUGUCAUUGUUGUGCUGAAGUUUUGAAGGGCCCUAAAGCUAAAUCUCUCACUGUUUUCUUUAUUUCUCCCUUUUUGUCCUUUCUAAGGAAUAAAAUAACUGUCUAAAGGUUCAUAGGAUGAAUGGGAAAGUAUUUUUGAGAGAAUUAUAUUUUGCUGGAAAACAAUAUUUAAGUACUUUGUCUAAAAAUGAUAUCCUUUUUGUAAAAUGAAAUGUUAAUGCAUGCUUUUUGAUGAGAUGUUUACAUUGUAUUUAAAAAAAGGGAAACUUGUGCCUUUUUAUCUCACCUGAUUUACAAUUUUACAGUAUAUAUUGUAAAUAAUACAGCAAGUCCUUAUGUUGAGUAUAGUAUAAAACAUUUCUACUUUUAACCAUCUUGUUGGAAUAUUGGAAAAAAUGUGUUUCCCACUCGCCAUGUUCUGUGUGUCACAUCACAGAGAAAUAAUUUACAGUAAGGGUGCCAGACAGGGCCCAAUGGAGAAUUGAAUGUAUCAUACGUUGUGAGAGACAUAUGGAACUUACUACCUGAAUGUUAGAGAGAGAGAGUACAUUUAUUAUCUUCUUAUUGAGUCAAGUUUUUAUUUUGCACCUUUUUUUUUUUUUUUUUUUUUUGCAUCAUUGUUCAAGUGGCUCAAACAAAAAAUAAUAAUAAUCAAAAAUUAUUUCUUAUUUUGUAACAAGAUGUAUCAGCUGAUGGAUCCUUGAGUUGUGCUGUUGAAAUGAUUUCCUAACUCAUGGCGGUAUUGUUGAUUAGCACCACAAUAAAAAUCGAGAAAUCACAAACUACUGAAAGUAGGAAAAUGUGAAAGAAAGUUUUUCACUUUUCAGAUUUUAAACUGAAAGCUAAUGCACAAAAUGAUGAUGAAGAGACUGAUGACCUGAGGUUUGACCUCAAAUUUGACCUUACUUUGACCAGUUAUAAACUGGACAUAUUGCACUAACUGCCAAAAUAAGUUUAAUCAUAAAAGAAACAAAUUUGUCCCAAAAGAAUACAACAAAGCCUGAUGACAUUUUUUUAACUAUUAGAUUCAGCCCUUGUUCAACGUUUCUGCACUCCAGUAAUACAGGCUCGGACUGUUCGCUGUGGAGUCACUAUUUGUGUUAUCUUUAAAGUGAUAGUUCCACAUUUUGGGAACUGUAACUAUUUGCCUGGAGUUGGAAAGGAAGAUGAAAACUACAUUAAAACUUGUCACAUUUGUAUGUUUAGUGAAGUCAAAGCUACUGCCAGGGGACAGCUAGCUAAGCUCAGUUUAGCAUAGCUAAGUGUGCAGACUGGAACUAGAAGAAAUAAGCUAGCCUUGCUCAAACAGAUCCACUUUAGAGCACGUCUCAAGCUGAAUGAUGAACAAGCAUCUAGUUUAUUACAACAACGGGAACACAAAUGUGUAAAUAUGAUAUAGCCCGUUGUUCCAUCUUCGCACGCCACUUUCAGGCCGAUAAAUUAAUCAACACAUUAAGCUAACCAUUUGCAAAACCCUAACUUGCCAUUUUUACCUUUUUUUUUGUAAGAACUGAACAAGAGAAAUCACAUCUUAUCUGUUAGCUUGAGAGGUUAGCUUAUUUUGUUACUUUUAGACAGAGCCAGGCUAGCUGUUUCUGCCUGCUUCAAUGUUAAGCUAAGCUAACUGUGCCCUGGCGUUACCUUUGUAUUUUCCUCAAGACAUGAAAGGGAAUGUAAAUCCUGCAAUCUUAACUCUCAGAAAAAAUACAAACCUUGUUUUUUCUGAUAUGUUGAACAAAACAAGGAAUGAUGUCUUGUUCAUCCACCUGCUACAAACUAAAAAUAAAAAUAUGUCCCCUACGUAAGUGAGCUGAGCAGCUGCGUCCCUCUCGAUGAGGUCCUUUAAGGCAUGAAUGACUCAGAAUGUGUUCUACUGCUGUUCACAGUACACUAUUGCGUCACUGUAUGUGGAGUCACGUCAUCGCCAUUUUCUGUUCACGGUGAUGAAUCGGGUGUAGAGAGACUAAGCCAUAUCUCCACAGCCAUGGCAGUGCAUUUUAUCUUAUUAUUAUAAAUAUACACAAAUGCUUUUUUUUCCAAUUCCAAAAAUGACUUUUUACUCAGAUGCUUUGUACAAUAUUUCUCAGCAAACAAACAGUAGACAUCCUUCAACAUAAACCUACAAAACAUCUUUGAAACCCGUUACUACUGUAUAUCUUGAUGCAGAUAUUGCCAUACUUGUGUUUGCAAAACUAUUGCAAGAUUCUAAUAAAACUGUUAAACCGA
Molecule: messenger RNA, 8266 nt
Organism: Notolabrus celidotus (New Zealand spotty)
Lineage: Eukaryota; Metazoa; Chordata; Actinopteri; Labriformes; Labridae
Gene: nr3c2
Product: nuclear receptor subfamily 3, group C, member 2
Biological process (GO): regulation of DNA-templated transcription
Molecular function (GO): zinc ion binding; DNA-binding transcription factor activity; sequence-specific DNA binding
Source: RefSeq, a predicted model, not a curated record